Messenger RNA from Cuscuta campestris, 1078 nucleotides. Lineage: Eukaryota; Viridiplantae; Streptophyta; Magnoliopsida; Solanales; Convolvulaceae. The record is from the annotation of a GenBank genome assembly.
GGUAAUUUUAGGUGUUUGAGAGGCUUGGCCCCAGUUUAUAUGAUUUCUUGAAGAGAAAUAGGUACCAUCCACUUCCUGUGGAUCUUGUUCGGGAUUUCGCUCGCCAGAUUUUGGAAUGUGUAACAUAUAUGCACCAUUUACGGUUAGUCCACACUGAUCUGAAGCCAGAAAAUAUACUCCUUGUGUCAUCUGAAUCCUUGAUGCUCCCAAGCUACAACAGGAGCUCAGGUGAUGCAAACACUAGGUGCUUGCCAAAAUCAAGUGCUAUUAAGGUGAUUGAUUUUGGUAGUAGUGUGGAUGAUGAUCGGAUUCAUUUCUCAAUUGCUUCCACAAGACAUUACAGAGCACCGGAAAUUAUUCUAGGUUUGGGGUGGACCUAUCCCUGUGACUUAUGGAGCGUAGGUUGUAUACUUGUUGAACUUUGCAUGGGCGAAUCUCUUUUUAAGACACACGAUAACUUGGAGCAUUUGGCAAUGAUGGAGAGAGUGUUGGGUCCUCUUCCUGUUCAUAUGGUUCAACGGGCAAACAGAGGUGCAGAGAAGUAUUUCAGGAAAUCAAGAUUGAAUUGGCCCGAAGGGGCACUAUCGAGGGAGAGCAUAAGAUCGGUUAAGAAAUUGGACCGACUUCAGGAUCUUGUAUCCAUGCAGUUGAGGUGCCCAAGAUCAUCAUCCCUUCUAGACUUGCUACAUGGCUUGUUGAAGUUUGAUUCAUCUGAGCGUCUUACCGCUCGAGAAGCGCUUAACCAUCCAUUCUUUAGAACCACAGUCUAAGCAGAGGUGGGCCCUGUUCCGUUUAUCUUCGUCCUCGUUGAUCCUUGUUGUUGGCUUUCACUUGAAAUUUUUUUAUAGAUGCUUCAUGAAUGGCGGCUCCACCCCACAGUUGCUGUACUUCUAUUGUGUAACAAGUUACUCCAAUUAUAUACAUAUACAUACAUUCAGUAGGUCUUUCAUGUAAGCGGUAGUUCCCCGAGACACGUUCAAAACAUGAUAUUAUUUGUGCCUAAGUGCAUUGAUAUAUGUUACUCUAUUCCUUCCAAAAUAUGAUUUAUAUUUUUUUCCUAUAAAUUUCUUGUUUAAAU